Hypanus sabinus (Atlantic stingray) is the source of this 3469-nucleotide messenger RNA. RefSeq names its product synergin gamma-like. Gene Ontology annotation, cellular component: clathrin coat of trans-Golgi network vesicle. The record is from RefSeq and is a predicted model, not a curated record. The transcript is spliced from 6 exons. The coding region runs from base 296 to 766 and encodes 156 amino acids. Lineage: Eukaryota; Metazoa; Chordata; Chondrichthyes; Myliobatiformes; Dasyatidae.
GCAAAGGGCACUGAACUUAACUUCCCUUUAUUCCAGCUAAUGGAAAAAUGCUUGAAGUGUCUGAUUGCUGUAUGAACUGUACUCUUUGGGUCCAUUUUGUUUUGAAAUUCUUCUGUGGAGGAUUCUAAAUGGCUUCUGUUCUUUGAAACUGCUGGCUGUAACUUAUUUUAAUUAACCUCCAGCUUGCUGGUGGUUUGUCAAGUACAGAAUACACAAAUAAAUGUACUCCAAGGCCUGACGGACUGAAGACAGAAAAGUCGCCACUUUACAAGAAUGUGUUUGCAUUCUGUGCAUCAUGGAAGCCAAAGUCAACCAUUUACAAAGAUGUCUCAAUGGCAUUUAUAAGGUCAUUAGUGGUGCGAAUAAUAUUUUGUGUGGAAUCAGCCAGCCAUCUGUGUGCAGUGAAGUGCUGCAGUCUCCACAGGGAGUUGCUUACAUCUCAGGUGUCAGUGAGGUGUAUAAAGUGGCAAAGAGAGUGGAAGGAGGAAUGAAAGACUUGAAAAUCGACAGCGAAAAUCUCCAGGAUUGUCUGAGAGACAUUGAACUAACAUGGAACAACCUACAAGCAUUCCUCUCACUUAGUCCUUCCGUGUUACAUAUGCUGUGUUCUGAACAGACCCUUGACUGUUUAGCCGUCGCAGAUUCAGCAAAUGAUCAGAAUGAAACCUGUGGAAUAUGCCUGCUCAGAACAGCCAAUGAACUUAAUGCAAGUACAAAUGAUUCAGACCGGCUGUUUGCUGCAUUGAACCUUGGGGCCGAUUGCUAAAUUUGAAUGGACACAGGGCAAAGUAAAUUCAGUGCUUUACAACAGUUGCUACUAUCAUGCAAGUUGUGCAAACUUUUGGUUAAACUGCGUGGAUUCAAAUUUACCAGGUCUUAUUGCAGUUGAUGGAAGAUCUCAGGCUUUGGAACAAGCAAGUUAAAGAUUGUCUUGCUGUUCCUGCAUUGAACUGCAAACAAGUGUUGCACAGGUUGUGAAGGUUUUACUCUUCCUGUGGCCCGAUGAAUGUAAAUGAAUGUAAAUUAUAUUUAUUCUUGGAAAAGGAAGAAUUCUUUACAAAAUAAAUAAUUUUGUCCAUGGCUCAUUGUAUUAUAUAUGAGGAAAAAUACCUUAAUGCAUUCUAUAGACAAUGUAAAAAUAGACUGAAUAAUCAUGCAGACAGGUUUGGCCACUGUUUUUAUCCAUUAAUUUAGUCCAACAUCGUACUGCCAAUCUUUGCCCACCUGGGUGGGAUUUCUCUAAGCUUGUAUUUCUAUUUUUGCCUGGAUGUACUUAACUUAGUUGAUAGAUUACUACCAACAUUCUCACUGAUGUGGUAAAGCACCAAUGCACUUCUCCAUUUUUCCGUCACUGGGCUUGAGUAUUCUAUCUAGCUGUAGAAGAGAAGGUAAAAAUCGAUGGGUAGAAGGUAAAGAGCAUUGUGAUAUUGUAAGCCCUUAUCAAGUGGAAAAUUUAUCUUACUGAAAAACAUUAAAACCUACAUUUCAGAUUAUUUGACAUACACUUAAGUGUAGGUCAUUCAGUCACUCAAAUCUUAUUAUUCAAUACAUCUUGAGUUAUAUAUUAUUUACUAGGCAUCACUGAGAAUACAUUAGUAAUUUUGCCUUUAGACUGAUUCACUUUAUGUAGUUGUGGCCAACUGCUAAAGAGAGAUAUUUCAAAUAUCUUGUGAUCUAUGAGUAAUCCAAAGAAGGUAUGUACUUUGUUGAAAGACUGCACUAUUAUGAAUGUAAUUUUACUUUGAGCUUUUUGAAAGUUCAAGUGGAUAAAAUGAAUGCUUAAGUGAAAGACUAAUCCUCAAACAUUCAUGUGCUGCUUAACUUGAUAAAUGUACACGUAGGUGCCUGGAACUUGGGCAUUUCAUAUACAAAUCACACAUAAAAUCCAUGUUAUUUUGGGUUAGAUUGCGCUAGUGAUUAUUUGUAGGUGAAAUGCUCUAGACAUCACCCUGUACAAUUCGUUUCACAGUGUCUGACGUUUACCUGGUGAUAGUGAUGCUUCUGUUCAAGUACUGACACUCUCUUCUCUCCUAUGCAAACUGGAGUCUUUAUACACAAUUUAUGGUCAUUGUUUAGCAUUGAAAUCACAGUUAUGAGUAGUGUAUGCUAGUUGAUUGCAUUUAUAUUUAUUUAAAAGGAUCAUGUUGCCUGGACAGUUUUGGAAUUGACUGCCAGUAGUUCAAAGUAAAUUAUGAAUAAAGUAUAUAUAUGAUAUCAUAUGCUACCCUGAGAUUAGUUUUCUGGUAGACAUUCACAGUAGAGGAAAGAAAGACAAUAGAAUCAAUGAGAAAUUUCACACAAAGACCAACAAACAACCAAUGUGCAAGAGGUUGCAAAUAUGCAAAUAAAAAACACAAAUAACAAUAAUUAAUAAAUAAGUACAUAAAUAAUACCGAGAGCACGAGUUGUAGAUUCCUUGAAAUUGAGUCCGUAUGUUGCGGAAUCAGUUCAGGGUUGAGUUGAGUGAAGUUAUCCACACUGGUUCAGGAGCCUGAUGGUUGAAGGGUAAUAACUGUUUCUAAACCUGGCUCCUGUACCUCCAAACGCCUUCUUGGCUGAUUUCCAAGUAGGUUACUCAACACCUCAAAGGAAGGGUGAAAUCCAAUAUCUAGCCAUAUGCACAAUAAGAUCGUGCCACAGAUGGGACAGAAGUACGCCAAGGCACACCCACUUCCACUGACGCUGCAGGUGCCAUCCUGAGUUGGCCCGAUAUGCCCAGCAGCAGAGUUUCAUUGUGAUAUCUGAAACAGCUGGAGGAUGCUUCACCCAUGGAAGCAGGACUUGAGUUGAUAGCUUAGGACCUUGUAUUUUAAAACAGAUGCCAGAACUUGCACCAAUCACAAUGACUAUCAUCCCUUAAUGCUGCACCAGCCUUGGCAGCUAGAUUACAGCAACACAUUCCACACUGGAAAUCCCCAGCCGGUCAGGCUGCACCAGGGGAGGGAGAGAGAAAUAAAUAUAAUGGUUCAGGUCACUGAUCUCUCCGGGGUGUUGAUGAUCAGUUCUCACAAUUUCUGAGAGAAACACAAGAUCACACAACCUCAACACAGAUCACAGCGUGAAAAGAGGCCCUUGGGACUACCAAAUCCAAAAUAACCAUCCACCACUCAUUUAAUCCACCUUUUCUAUUCACGUCAGCUCCAUAUUAGGAGUGAUUUAAAAUGGAAUGAGAAGACACAGGUGUGUUUUAUGUGCUGCCCAAUAGCCAAAAAAUUAUAUUAAACCAUUGAACUGAUAUUAUUAAGAGCAGAUAUUAUUCCAACUGUUUGCAUCAGCAUGAGAGAAACAACCAAUCAGAUUUGAUCAGUAUACCAGAAGCUUCCUCUGCACUCCAAAUAAUAGCACAGGUUUUAUAUCAGUCGUGUAAAUACUUAGGUAUGUCAGUUAAAUACAGAAUCUGAAAGUGUGCAAAUGACCAAUGAGUAAAGAUUAUAUGUCUUUUCUAGACAAUAAAGCUAUUGAUGUUCCA